Geosmithia morbida is the source of this 876-nucleotide messenger RNA. RefSeq names its product 4-hydroxy-2-oxoheptanedioate aldolase. Gene Ontology annotation, molecular function: aldehyde-lyase activity. Bases 1 to 876 code for a protein of 291 amino acids. Gene Ontology annotation, cellular component: cytoplasm. NCBI's taxonomy places the organism in Eukaryota, Fungi, Ascomycota, Sordariomycetes, Hypocreales, Bionectriaceae. The transcript is spliced from 2 exons. The record is from RefSeq and is a predicted model, not a curated record.
AUGUCAAACCAAAUCAGCUCGCCAGUCGUCAACUCUUCGGGAAAGACGCGCCUGGUUGCAUCACUGGAAAGGGCAAGGCGCCGCGAAGGACCAAGUGUAGGGCAGUGGCUUGAAUUUCCGGGCUAUUCUCUGGCCAAAACAAUUGCCCCGUUAGGAGAAGACUGGGUUCUUAUAGACACAGAGCAUGGAAAUAUUGACGACAAUGGCAUGUACCUCCAAGUUGGAGCCAUCUCAUCUUCGGGAGUGUCUCCCAUCGUGAGAGUUCCGGGCUCAGAGCACUGGAUGAUAAAACGCGCUCUCGACUGCGGAGUUCACGCUGUCAUGGUCCCCAUGUGUGAGACAAAGGAGCAAGCGCAGGUUAUUGCAAACGCUUGCAAAUACCCCUCAGAGAAGUGGCCAACAGGGAAUAGGGGAGCUGGUGCUAUGUUUGCCCCCGCUGCUUUCAACCUAACUAGUCGCGAAUACUUGCAAAAGGCCAACGAGAACAUAUUGGUCAUUGUUCAGAUUGAGAGCCGGAAGGCCGUUGAGAAUGUCGAAGAAAUUGCGGCCGUUGACGGAAUUGACAUGCUUUUCAUCGGGCCCAACGACUUGGCGUCUUCCAUGGGAUAUUUUGCGUUUGAUCAUGCUUCCAUUCCAGAGGUACAGGAGGCAUCUUCCCGUGUCCUAAAAGCUGCAAGGGACGCAGGGAAGUACGUCGGUCAUUUUGCGCUUAGUGCUGCUGCUGCGGCCCAGAAAUACGAAGAAGGCUUCGAUUUCGUAAAUUGCGGCGCGGACAUCGUUGCUCUCACGGCGUGGAUGAGCAAUGAGAUGGACACCCUGAAGGCUAUUCUGGGGAAGGGCGACAAUGGGCUAACUGAGAAGAAAGACGACGUGUAA